ACCCCCAUGUACUUCUUCCUGGGGAACUUGUCCUGCUUGGAGACCUGCUACACCUCCACCAUCCUACCCAGGAUGCUGGUCAGUCUCCUGACUGGGGACAAAACCAUCUCCUUCAGUGGCUGCUUCUCACAACUGUAUUUCUUUGGUUCUCUGGCUGGUACGGAAUGCUAUCUCCUAGCAGCGAUGUCUUAUGAUCGGUAUUUAGCGAUAUGUAAACCCCUGCACUAUUCAACUCUAAUGAAUAACAGGUUUUGCCUCCAGUUGGCUGCUGGGUCAUGGUUUAAUGGUUGUUUGGCUACUACAAUCUUUGGCUUAUUCCUAUCACAGUUAACAUUCUGUGGUCCGAAUGAAAUUGACCAUUUCUAUUGUGAUCCCAUGCCACUGAUGGAACUCUCCUCCAGUGACACACACCUGAGCCUAUUGGUGGAUUUGAUAAUAGCCGGUUUAUUCACCCUGCCUCCAUUCCUACUAACCCUGACGUCCUACGUGUUUAUCCUUGCCAGCAUCAUGAGAAUCCCUUCCACCACCGGGAGAAAAAAGGCGUUUUCCACCUGCUCCUCACACCUCACUGUAGUGACAAUUUUCUAUGGAACCAUAAUGAUUUUCUAUAUGCUACCGAAAGGUGAUACACUCAGAGAUCUGAAGAAAGUGCUCUCUCUUUCCUACACAGUCCUGACUCCCCUGGUAAACCCCCUCAUC
Molecule: messenger RNA, 699 nt
Organism: Chrysemys picta bellii (western painted turtle)
Lineage: Eukaryota; Metazoa; Chordata; Testudines; Emydidae
Product: olfactory receptor 6N1-like
Biological process (GO): G protein-coupled receptor signaling pathway
Cellular component (GO): membrane
Molecular function (GO): odorant binding; olfactory receptor activity; G protein-coupled receptor activity
Source: RefSeq, a predicted model, not a curated record